This is a messenger RNA of Sarcophilus harrisii (Tasmanian devil), 1523 nucleotides long. RefSeq names its product leucine rich single-pass membrane protein 2 (gene LSMEM2). The transcript has 4 exons. NCBI's taxonomy places the organism in Eukaryota, Metazoa, Chordata, Mammalia, Dasyuromorphia, Dasyuridae. Bases 275 to 694 code for a protein of 139 amino acids. The record is from RefSeq and is a predicted model, not a curated record.
CUUCUGAUUGCUCUCACCCCCUCUUCUCCUACCCUACUUAGUCCCGCCUCCUCUAAAUAUAACCCCCUCUAGGCUGAGCUCAGGACUAUUUCUAGACUGGGCAAACGUGCUUUGGGAAGCCAGUGGCCUGGACAGGAGUUGUGAGAGGUGCUGGCUGCUGCCUCUACUCCUCCCCCUUGCCCAGGGCACUACCCAUCUGGCUCCAACCCCCCUGACCACCACACCUGACCAUGCCUGGGGAGGCCCGAGAAGGUAAGAUGCCAUCCUGCCCAUUAUGGUGAGCCCGAGCACUGGGACCAUUCCACCCAGCCACCUCACUGAGGUCAGCCUGCACCCUGUGGAGUCCAUCAGUGACCUGCACAACGGAGCAUCCCUGCAUCCCCACCUGUCCGAUGACCCGACCUCUCAGCAAUGGGAAGAACUCCUGGGCGUACUGCCCCCCUCCCUCUGUGUCCAGGCUGGCUGCAACCCAGCCCACGGGCGCGGGGCCUUCUUAUUGCUGCUGGCGCUGCUCAUCCUCACCUGCCUUGCCCUUGCCAUCCUGGCUGUCUACCUGAGCGUGCUGCAAAGCGAGUCCCUGCGGGUCCUAGCCCACACGCUCCAGGUGCAGGAGGAGACGCUGCUCAAGCUCCGGCUGGCCAGCCUCAACCAGUGGCGACGGCUCAACGGCAGCGACGCUCGGGGCCUCAGCUGAGCGGGGAGCUGACCUUGGUGGCCUCCUCUGCCCCAGGCUCCGGCCAGGGACCCUCUGCCAGUGCUCAAGGACGGUGGCAGGCGACCCCUGCGGCCCGUAAUUAUGUGCCCAACCGCACCCUCCCCAUUUAUGUUUCUUUCUACGGUACAUUUUUUAUAUCAAUAAAUGGCUCAGUCUUAAGCUUGUCCUCACUUACCUAUGAGCGGAUCCCGUAGCCUAUCAAACCAACACAGUCGGAGAGAAAGGCGAGAGAGCUCCCAGCCCCCCGCAGGAUUCUCAAGUUGCCCACCACACAUAGAUCAUGCAAAUAUUACCAUCUGCCUUGGGGAAACUGAGGCACGGGUGGCUUGCCUUUUAUUAGUCACUGGGUUUGAGGCCUAAGAUUUAAAGCCAGUUGUGAGGAAAGCCCCAUAUAGGGUGAAACAUGAAAGGAAGGGGAGGGCCAGAGUGUCUCCCAACUCCCUAGUCCAAGACUUCAGCCGCCAUGCCAGGCCACUAAGGUUGCCCUGUCUAGUAAAGGCGAGGAAGCUGGGGAUCAGGGGUCGCUGGGCCCUAGGUCAAAGCUCCUGUUCAAGGGCCCAAGUAAUAGGGACAGCAUGUUUCUAGAGGCAAUGAAGCAUCUGAAAAGGGAGAGAGGAAGCCUCCCUGCCCCCCCCUCGCAGCCUCUCCUCCUGUCAACACCUCCUGGCCAGGCCGCCACUCACCGCUCCCACUGUCUGCAUCCCACAGAUAGCGGGAGCUCAAGUCUCUGUCUGAGGCCUUCCCAAAAUAGCUGCUCUGCCCUCCCUCCAUGGACCAGACACGUGCUCUGAGCCACCCUGCAGAGGCU